Messenger RNA from Balaenoptera ricei (Rice's whale), 2357 nucleotides. RefSeq names its product large ribosomal subunit protein uL22-like. The record is from RefSeq and is a predicted model, not a curated record. Gene Ontology annotation, biological process: cytoplasmic translation. Gene Ontology annotation, molecular function: structural constituent of ribosome. Bases 1769 to 2323 code for a protein of 184 amino acids. The transcript has 3 exons. Gene Ontology annotation, cellular component: cytosolic large ribosomal subunit; ribosome. NCBI's taxonomy places the organism in Eukaryota, Metazoa, Chordata, Mammalia, Artiodactyla, Balaenopteridae.
AUACGCCAUUUUAUGUAAGGGACUUGAGCAUUUGAGGACUUUGGUAUCCUGAGCAGGGUCUUGGAACCAAUCCCCCUCGGAUACUGAGGGACAACUAAUUUAUCAGCCAAGGUGAAACAUCGAAGGAUUUCCACCAAAGUGUGGAAUGAUCAGAUUUGUGUUUUUGAAAGCUAACUUCAGUAUAUCUUUGCACCGAAGGCAGGAGGCCAGCUUGCAGGCUGUUAGUCCAGACAAAGUGUGGUCCUGGACUGGCAUCACCAGCAUCAGCUGGGAACUUGUUAGAAAUGCACAUUCUCAGGCCCCGCUCUAGACCUAAUGAAUCAGAAACUCUGCAGUGGGACUCAAGCAGUCUGUGUUUUAACAAGCCCUCCAGAUGAUUCUGAUGCACCUCAAAUUUGAAAAACACUGCUCUGGAGUCUAUACCAGGACCUACUCUUCAAGAGCCACAUAGAUGAGGUGGAUAGACCACCAGAAAACUGAAACCUGGGAAGAGAAGCUCUCUAAAAAGGGAAGAGAAUUCUUGCUUCCAAACCAUUAGGUUCUAAACUGUGAUAAUCCCUGAACUAGGACAUAUCUAAGGACGUGAGAUAUCAAAGAGUAAAGGACAAGAGGGAGAAAGUGGACCUACUGGCUGAGAAGGAGCCUUAGGAAAACCAUAGGACCCAUAAAUCAAGUCCCUAAUCAAAUCUCUAUUUCAUCCCUAAUGGGAUAAUGACCAUUCCCAUUUGCCCUCUGGCUAAGUGUAUGGAUGUAGUUGAAGCCAACACUUUCACCAUUCCUCUAAGACUUUUUGGAAUGACAGAAUUCUGUUUCUAUGACCUACAUUCUUUGAAGGGAAUGCCUAUAGUGUGGAAAGAGCAUGUAGCAAGCCCUUUUAACAGUCUGGGUCUUGGUUUCCCCAGACCAAAAAGAAAAUUGAAAUAGAUCAUCUUUAAGACCGUAUGAAGCUGUGUUUUCCUAUUAAGAGUGGGGCCGAACUAGGUAUAGUAAAAAGAGACUUGUUUUGGCUUCUUCCCGGAGACAGAGUACUCAUCUGGGAGGCUUCCUGAGGCUCUUGGAAAGGUAAAUAAAGACGGGUUGCGUGGCUGGCAUUAACCCAGCUCCACAUGGCACCAAAAUGAGACCACGGGUGGAGAGGCCACCUUUCCCUUUUUUGGGAGGAUGGGGGAUGGGGAACCAGCAUGGAGCCACAAAGGUUUCCGGCUCUGAAGCCCUGCCCCGGCUCAGAGCUUUCUGGCAAAAACCCUGUUCUGCGUUCCAGGCCUCCGCAAGCAGGAUGCUCAUGUGCCGCUCCCCUUCUCCCCUCCGCGGGGGCCUCUCCGCAGGACACACCCUCCCUGCUGCCUUUCUUUCUUUUUUUUUUAAUAAAAUCACAACUCAAAUUCGGCUAUUUUUCUCGUUUUGCCAGCCCCGCCAAAACUUUCAGCGAGUUCCGCCCACUCCACGUGGACCUCCCUUCCCUGGCCCAGCAACCUCUGCGAGGACCCCACCCCCAACACGUGACCAAUUGUUAUAUUUCCUUCUUGGGGUCCUUUUUCGCUGGCACCAACUAACGACUGAACAAAAGUGCCCCCUUCAGGGUGAAUGUGGAGCCGCAGCCUGGGGAGGAGAGGAAAGUUGACUGAGGACUGGAGUACAAUAGGGGAACGUGACUGCCUCUGCUUAAAAUGAUUUCAAAACCGUAACUCCCUGGUUAAUAACUUUAAGGAUAAUACAAUUAAAAGAUGAGGCAGCUUUUGCGGUAAGCGGCCUGAGGUGACCUCUAAAAAUGGUUCGCUAUUUACUUGACCCAGAAAACCCCACAAAAUCAUGCAAGUCAAGAGGUUCAAAUCUUCGUGUUCACUUUAAGAACACUCGUGAAACUGCCCAGGCCAUUAAGGGUAUGCAUAUCCGAAAAGCCACCAAGUAUCUGAAGGAUGUCACUUUAAAGAAGCAAUGUGUGCCAUUCCGUCCUUACAAUGGUGGAGUUGGUAGGUGUGCCCAGGCCAAACAGUGGGGCUGGACGCGGGGUCGGUGGCCCAAAAAGAGUGCUGAAUUUUUACUGCACAUGCUCAAAAAUGCAGAGAGUAAUGCUGAACUUAAGGGCUUAGAUGUAGAUUCCCUGGUCAUUGAGCAUAUCCAGGUGAACAAAGCCCCCAAGAUGCGGCGCAGGACUUACAGAGCUCAUGGUCGGAUCAACCCAUACAUGAGCUCUCCCUGCCACAUUGAGAUGAUCCUUACUGAAGAAGAACAGAUUGCUCCUAAACCAGAAGAGGAGGUUGCCCAGAAGAAAAAGAUAUCCCAGAAGAAAUUGAAAAAACAAAAACUUAUGGCCCGGGAAUAAAUGCUGCAAAAAAUAAAUGCAAAUAAAAGUAAAA